AUGGCAAGAUUUUGCAAAAGCUUGUUUUGGCGUUCAGAUGCUGGCGCGGUUCAGAAUACAUUGGACACCAUGGUAGACAGUGUGAACGCGACCACGGAACUAAUCCAGCGGAAGCACAACCAAUAUGUUAUGGAGCGCAAGUCGUUCCAGACUGAAAUGGAAGUUACUGGAAGGAUUUCAGUAGAGCCAACUGAAGACCUGCGUUCCACUCGGCUUAAAUCUGUCAGCACCGAGGAUAUGCAAAAAGAGCUCGUCAAAUUGAAAGACGAUCAGAAGCAAAAUGCAGUAACAGAUACCUUAGCUGCCUUGGUUUAUGACAUCGAUGCAACAGCUGAAGUGCUACGACGUGGAUCGCUGAAGAAAAAGAAAAAAAUCAUCGGAGAGGUCAGCACAUUGAGUGUGUUUUAUUAG
Messenger RNA from Gongylonema pulchrum, 411 nucleotides. The record is from the annotation of a GenBank genome assembly. NCBI's taxonomy places the organism in Eukaryota, Metazoa, Nematoda, Chromadorea, Rhabditida, Gongylonematidae.